UUUGCAAAUGUCUGACUGAGAGACAAAGAGUGGGCUUUUUCACAAGGCACAACAAGCUCAAACUUCAUAUUUUGUGGAUUCAUUUUACUCCUGUAACAAAGGUGGAAUUACUGGACAGGCACUCUCGUUGAUGAUUCACCAAUGAGAUGAUAUGGAACAGUUUGUCAUUUUCGCGUUCUUCGUGGAGUGAUGGAGCGUUGGAGAGCAAGUUUCCAGAGUUUAAACCUACUUUGCUGUUAAAUAUGAUGAGUUUUUGUUUUGGUCGUCUAUAAAAACCCCCCUAAAAAAAAGCGUCUCUAUCUGUUGGAGGAAUUCCGGCCUGUCAGCUAUUUUGGUUCCUGUCUUGCUUUCACUAUUUUGUGAAAGGAGAUGUAAAAAGGAAGGAAGGGGAGAGCGAGAGAGAGAACGACAUAGAGAGGAGGGGAGAGAGACGUAUACAGUCUGGGCGUCUCGGCAAGCGUCAGUUGUUUUCAGAGGUCGCUGAGAAGAAAGAAGCGAAGAGACAACAUGGUUCGGUGGUUCCACAGAGACAUCUCAGGCCUGCAGGCCGAGGAAGCGCUGAAGAGUCGAGGCAUUCAUGGCAGCUUUUUGGCUCGACCCAGCAAGAAAAACGUAGGAGAUUUCUCCCUGUCUGUCAGGGUGGGCGAGCUGGUGACCCACAUUCGGAUCCAAAACACAGGGGACUACUAUGACCUGUAUGGCGGGGAGAAGUUUGCCACCCUGUCAGAGCUGGUGGAGUAUUACACGGCUGAGAACGGCAUCCUGCAGGACAAGGACGGCACCGUCAUCGAUCUCAAAUACCCCCUCAACUGCUCCGACCCCACCACAGAGAGGUGGUACCACGGUCACCUGUCUGGGCCCAAUGCUGAGAAGCUGCUCUGUACGCGAGACGAGCCGGGGACCUUCCUGGUCAGAGAGUCGCUGUCCAAACCUGGAGACUUUGUUCUGUCGGUUCUGACGGACGAGAGGGGCAAAACUGGAGGAAAGAGAGUCUCCCACAUCAAGAUUAUGUGUCAGAAUUACAGGUAUACAGUGGGAGGUUCAGACAUGUUCGACACACUGACAGACCUGGUGGAGAACUACAAACGCAAAGGCAUCGAGGAGAUCUCUGGGAACUGGGUGCAUCUCAAACAGCCAUAUUACUCCACCAGAGUGAAUGCAGCAGAUAUCGACAACAGAGUGAAACAGCUGGAUCAGACCACAGGGCAGCAGCAGGAGGGCGAGGGCGAGGGCGAGGGAGGGAAGAGCAAGGCCGGCUUCUGGGAAGAGUUUGAUGCUCUUCAAAAGCUUCAGGCAAAGGUGAAAAAGAGCAGAGAGGAGGGCCAGAGGCCUGAAAAUAAGAGCAAAAACAGAUACAAGAAUAUCCUUCCCUUCGAUGACACCAGGGUCAUCCUGCAGGACACUGAUCCUGAUGUUGUGGGUUCAGAUUACAUCAACGGCAACUACGUCAGAAACAACCUGUGGGAGUCUGGAGAUCAGAAAGUUUACAUCGCCUGCCAGGGGUGCUUAGCAACAACUAUCAACGAUUUCUGGCAGAUGGUUUGGCAGGAGAACACGAGGGUGAUCGUCAUGACAACAAGAGAGGUCGAGAAAGGCCGGAAUAAAUGUGUGCCAUACUGGCCCGACCUUCAGACUUCCAAGGAGCUGGGUCCGUACCUGGUGACCAACAAUUCAGAGAGGGAAGCUGCUGAUUACAAAAUCCGAGUUUUGGAGAUCGCUCCUGUGGACAAGCCAAAACUUUCUCGUACUAUCUGGCACUACCAGUACAUGAGCUGGCCUGACCAUGGCGUCCCUCAGGAGCCAGGUGGCGUCCUCAGUUUCCUCAGUCAAGUGAACUCUAAACAGGCUGACUUUCCUGAUGCUGGACCCAUGGUCAUCCACUGCAGUGCUGGAAUUGGUCGAACAGGCACGAUCGUGGUGAUCGACAUGAUCCUCGAGACCAUUGACACUAUAGGUCUGGACGUUGAUCUUGACGUCCCGAAAUACAUCCAGAUGGUGCGAGAGCAGCGCUCUGGCAUGGUGCAGACAGAGGCCCAGUACAAGUUCAUCUAUCUGUCUGUAUCUGAGUACAUACAGACCACCAAGGCCAAGGACUGUGCCUUCAUGGAAACUGAGACAGAGUAUGGAAAUCUGCAACUCAAACACCCACCAGCGAGCAGGAAGGUCUCAAAGAACAAGGAGGAUGUUUACGAGAAUCUGUCAAAAGGAAAGAAAGAUUCGAAGAAGCCAAAGGCAGACAAGAAAAGUGGCUCCGUGAGGAAAAGAUAGAAGAACGUUUUUAUCAAAGUAUGUCAUGUUGUUAUAUUUAUGCAGGCAGUCUUUCGUUAAAGAAUUUGUAUUUUAGUGGAGACAAAAUAAAAUGAAUGUGUGAAAUUAGAGACAAGAUAACCAGUUGACAUCAGAUGUGUCACGUGAAUUCUUGGUUGAAGCGUUUGUUGAGAAUAAAGUCAUUUUGUAAUUGUC
Molecule: messenger RNA, 2463 nt
Organism: Sebastes umbrosus (honeycomb rockfish)
Lineage: Eukaryota; Metazoa; Chordata; Actinopteri; Perciformes; Sebastidae
Gene: ptpn6
Product: protein tyrosine phosphatase non-receptor type 6
Exons: 16
Coding region: 508-2268 (586 amino acids)
Biological process (GO): protein dephosphorylation
Molecular function (GO): protein tyrosine phosphatase activity
Source: RefSeq, a predicted model, not a curated record